AUGUCCUGCUCCCAUAUCCGCACGACUGACCGGAAAUAUCCUCUGCGUCAACCCGCGGACUGGAUAGUCAAGUUUCCUCGAUAUAUGCUGGAGCUACCAGAGGAUGUCAACGAAGUCAGCAUCACCUAUAUAGGGCUUCAGCCUCGGCAUGAAGAGAGCCUUGCUAGAGCAUCACAUACAGAUCUCCAUAGACAUGUGACAACAGCCGCUCAGAGACAUCUCGCAGCGAAGAUCGACAAUUGGAUUGGCCGUGCGUCUACUUCUCUAGCGCCAGCGUUGUGGGAGAAACUUUACGUUGAGACCGGCUAUGAUGUUCCUGACACGGAGAUGUACAUCCUCUACUGGGCGGAUAAGGACGUUGCGAGACGGGCAAUCCGAGACCUUGAUAUCAAGAAACUUCACAACUCACUUCCCUCUCAAGAUCAACAAAACAUCGGCAUCUGGCAUGAGUCCUUUAAAGUUCCCAAGUCAAGACUGGAAACUGUUUACUCUGGCAACGACUAUCAGCCAGGUAUAGCUUCACUGCCAGGCGCCAAGCAAGUCAGCCACGCUUUCACAGGCUACUGGGGAGCAGCACGGGACCGAAUCCCUUCAUCAGCAGACGACUCCUUCGAGCCAGAGGCAUCGCUACCACCGCCUGAUUUUGCAAAGGAUAUUAAGCGCCGUGAUAUCUGUGGUAGCAAUAAUACUUCCAUGAUCCAUAUCCGAUCGGGACAGUACUGGGAACGAUGUGAGGAAAACGAGCGAGAGGCGUAUGAGCGGACGCUCGAACCUGUGCUAAGAGAGGGAAUGGCGUAUCUGGAAAACAACGCCGCGGAAACAGGUGACUGCGGGCUGCGAUUUUCGCGAAACCUCACUACAAAUCGACUAUUACAAGAUGAAGAGAACGCCAAGGAGUUCUACAGUGCCGUCGUUGAUAGCGCUGUAGACGUUCGAUAUGGAUCCGACACGACCUCUGCCGGCGCCUCGUCAACAAUCGAGACAUCAAACACUGGCCAUGGACAAGACCCCAACAUCAUCCCCAACCCCCAACGCCCCCGACGAGAAACCUGCAGCAGUGGCUUCUUUCGCUCCCUCAAAGACCUCGAAAACUGGGCGGCCAAACACCCCACGCACCACAAGAUCUUCCACGGCGCACACGCUCACUCGACCAAGUUCGGCAAGACGACGUUCAAGAUGCGGACGUGGCAUGAGGUCGCGGCGUUGAAGCCCGGGGAGGUGCAGUUUGAGUAUGUGAAUUGUCAGCCUUGGACGGGGUUGUUGGGGUUUGUGGAGAUAUGA
This is a messenger RNA of Zasmidium cellare ATCC 36951, 1281 nucleotides long. RefSeq lists its product as uncharacterized. The coding region runs from base 1 to 1281 and encodes 426 amino acids. The record is from RefSeq and is a predicted model, not a curated record. NCBI's taxonomy places the organism in Eukaryota, Fungi, Ascomycota, Dothideomycetes, Mycosphaerellales, Mycosphaerellaceae. The transcript has a single exon.